CUAGCCAGUCUCAACCAUCCUGCUGCCAAAAUCUGUCGCUCUUCUCUUCCUACACAAUUAGAGAGUAAAGUCAAAGAAUCGCCAAGAUGUCAGAAAAAAAGAUGUCCUCGAGUAGGAGACAUUACCUCAAGAGCUUGAUGCUCUCCAUUGCUAAAGGCUUACUGGAAGAGGAGGCCAAGGAGAAAGAGGAGGAGAGAGAAAGAUGGAUGGAGGAAAACUGCCCUCCCCUUUCCCUGCCAUCGGGUUCUCAACAAUUAAUGGAGUUCUUGAAAGAGUUGCACCAUAAAAUUGACAGGAUAGAUGAGGAGAGAUAUGACCUGGAGAGCAAAGUGAACAAAUCCGCAAAGGAGAUUGAAGAUUUGAACAUUAAAGUUAUUGACUUGAAAGGCAAGUUCAAGAAGCCCACUUUGAGGAAAGUUCGUAUGUCUGCUGAUGCUAUGCUCCAGGCUCUGCUUGGCUCCAAGCAUAAGGUGUGCAUGGAUUUGAGAGCCAACCUGAAACAAGUGAAGAAGGAAGUCAAAGAGGAGGAUAAGGAGCUGCGUAACGUUGGAGACUGGCGCCAGAAUAUUGAAGACAAAUCUGGCAUGGAUGGCAGAAAGAAGAUGUUUGAGACAGAGAGUUAAAUUAGUCUACAUAUUUUACUUGCAUACUGUACAUCCCAAGCAAUGGAUAGCUCUUAAAUGUUUCAUCAUUUAAGCUUCUGACCACAACGGUAUAAUUGUGACCUGUGUAUGUUUCAGUUAAACAUUUUGCAUUAAUAAAUGCUUUUCAG
Molecule: messenger RNA, 772 nt
Organism: Esox lucius (northern pike)
Lineage: Eukaryota; Metazoa; Chordata; Actinopteri; Esociformes; Esocidae
Product: troponin I, fast skeletal muscle
Exons: 7
Coding region: 87-623 (178 amino acids)
Biological process (GO): muscle contraction
Cellular component (GO): troponin complex
Source: RefSeq, a predicted model, not a curated record